CCUUGUUUUCUGGCUUAGUUCAGCUUCUAUAUGUUGCCAUAUGAGCCCUAGUUCUGAUUGGUUGAUCAGUGCAGAGAGGCGGGCCCCCUGUCCUGAUUGGUUGAUCAGACCAAAACAACUUACAUUCACAAUAGGUGUUUAAAAAAAACAAAAUGGACGUCUCUCUUAUGAGUCGACAAAUCCAAGCGAUCAAUGUGGAGCGUCUUUGCAGAGAGAAUGGGAGUGAAAUGAAGAAAGAAGGUGGCAAAGAAAAAGCCAAAGGCCAAGUUGAGGAAAUGGUUUCAAGGUGGACGAGCUUGUCCACAGGUCACAACUUUCCGAGACAGGGUCCCCAAUUACGGUGCUCCCGUAACCUUUAUUUCCUUCCUUUUUUGCGGCGUAGCCUUCCGGCUAAACUAAUCAAUGGAGGGAUUGCAGGCAUGGUUGGAGUCACCUGCGUAUUCCCAAUCGACCUAGCCAAGACUCGCCUGCAGAACCAGCGAAGCGGUCAGCAGCUUUACAAGAAUAUGAUGGACUGCCUUAUAAAGACAGUUAAAUCUGAAGGUUACUUUGGCAUGUAUCGAGGCGCUGCUGUAAAUUUAACCCUAGUGACUCCCGAGAAGGCCAUCAAACUCGCCGCCAACGACUUCUUUCGCCACCAACUAAGCAAAAACGGUAAGUUAACCGUGUUUAAGGAGAUGCUGGCAGGGUGCUGUGCCGGAAUGUGCCAGGCCGUCGUCACCACUCCCAUGGAGAUGCUCAAGAUUCAGCUUCAGGAUGCCGGCAGGCUCGCCGCCCAGCAAAGGGUGAUGCCCAGUGUGGUAACAGCUUUAAAAAUGGGCGGAACCAGCGCCGUCCUAAGUCGAUCCUAUAACGCUAGCACGACGCCCGAGGCGGCGAGAGCGUCUGCGACACAAAUCGCCAAAGAGCUCCUGAAAACCAAAGGUGUCACAGGACUGUACAGGGGACUGGCGGCGACAUUAAUGAGGGAUAUGCCGUUUUCGGUUGUGUACUUCCCGCUUUUUGCACAUUUACAUCAACUCGGGCGCCAUUCAUCUGGAAACCCGUCGGUGCCUUUCUAUUGGUCCUUUGCGUCUGGAUGCCUGGCCGGGUCGGUUGCAGCCGUGGCCGUUAGCCCUUGUGAUGUCGUCAAAACAAGGCUACAAUCCCUUAAAAAAGGAACAAACGAAGAAACGUACAACGGAGUGGUGGACUGCGUCAGAAAAAUCCUGAAAAAAGAGGGCGCCUCGGCUUUCCUGACAGGAGCUAGCUGCAGGGCCCUCGUCAUUGCGCCGCUCUUCGGCAUCGCCCAGGUUGUGUACUUUGUAGGAGUCGGAGAAAUGCUGCUGGGUUACGCACCCUAUAAUAUGUACUCGGCGUAGGUUUUCCAUUGUAAGACAAGUCAUGUGACUUGAGUUAUACUAUUUGAUACCUGAUAGGAUCUUGAUGCAUGACAGUACCCCCCUCUCCCUUUUUCCGUAAUCAGAUUUCUGAGAUAAAAACAGGUUAUCAGGU
This is a messenger RNA of Doryrhamphus excisus (bluestripe pipefish), 1494 nucleotides long. The record is from RefSeq and is a predicted model, not a curated record. NCBI's taxonomy places the organism in Eukaryota, Metazoa, Chordata, Actinopteri, Syngnathiformes, Syngnathidae.